UUCCAGUACAGAAGGUGAAUGUUGAAAUGUCUGUAGAAGAUAAAGUAGAUCAUGAUGAUGAAACAGAGAAAGAUCCACUGUGUGAAUGUGAAGAUGAUUCUCAUGUACAACACUUACCUGAUACAUUAGAUAUGACAGAUAAGGUCAGACUGAAGAAGAAAAAACCAAAAGCAGCUCAGCCAAAAGAGUUGUUCCCAGUGAAAAAUGCCGGAAAUACUAAAGAGAAUACUCGCUCCCCAUUAUCAACACGUACCAUCGAUAUGAACUCUCCAGCUAAACUUGUACAGAGAAAGCAAAUCAAAGACUUGGAUAAGAAAAUGACCUGUUCACAGGAGAACUCGUUGUCAAGGUUUAUUGUUAGAGAUAAAGAGAACAUGUGA
Ruditapes philippinarum (Manila clam) is the source of this 380-nucleotide messenger RNA. RefSeq lists its product as uncharacterized. The annotation marks the transcript as partial. The record is from RefSeq and is a predicted model, not a curated record. The transcript has 2 exons. NCBI's taxonomy places the organism in Eukaryota, Metazoa, Mollusca, Bivalvia, Venerida, Veneridae.